Molecule: messenger RNA, 663 nt
Organism: Tarenaya hassleriana
Lineage: Eukaryota; Viridiplantae; Streptophyta; Magnoliopsida; Brassicales; Cleomaceae
Product: IQ domain-containing protein IQM2-like
Exons: 5
Coding region: 1-663 (220 amino acids)
Source: RefSeq, a predicted model, not a curated record
AUGGCUCAGCGCAGGCACAUAGUGCUCGACAAAUCGAGCCGCGGUUCGGCGAUAACGGGUCCGAUUGAUCAUCGGCAUCGUUAUGGACAUAAUCUGCACUUUUAUUACAUCAAGUUGCUCGAGACUCAAAGUAAACAGCAUUUCUUUUACACGCUCAAUGUUGGAGGGGGGAAGAGAGUAAAUUUGGAAAAAUGUCCUCUGUCGAAACUUCAGCAACAGUGUGUCCAGUACCUCGAUCCAUUUGAAAGGCAGGCUUAUGAAGUGGUUUUGCAAGAUGGGAAGUUCUGGUAUAAGCAAACCGGAGAGGUAGUUGACAUAGUUGGAGAAAAUUCUAGAGCCAAGUGGAUAUUUGUUCUUAGCACAUCAAAGGUUUUGUAUGAGGGGAAGAAGAAGAAAAGUAGAUUUCAACACUCAAGCUUCUUAGCCGACGGAGUAACGAUCGCUGCUGGAAGACUUGUUGUCGAGAAUGGCACAAGUUCUCUGGAGGAAGAUGAAGAAGAUCCGAUUAACAGUCGUCAUCGGAGAAUCGGGUCCUUAGACAUGGAAGGGUUUGAUGAAGAAACUCAUGAAGCAGAUCAAGAAAGUGAAAGACAUAGAACAGAACAAACAGAGAACUGCAUCAAGGACAAUGGGGAAAAACCAUUCACAACAGCAAUGGAAUAG